AUGAGUCGGAGAAUAAAGUCAACAUACAGACCUAAAGAAAGCGUUUAUGAUCAAGGCUAUCCCAGGGCAGUUGGGCCUGUGGUUUUCCAGCAGCCCGGUGAUAAGCAACCUGAACAAGAGAAGCCACUAACUAAAAGUCAGGACAUUACACCUGGUCAAGAGAAAAAGGAUGAAGGAGCAUCUUCAGUUCAAGGGUCUGCCCUGGAAGCUAAUCAACAGGAACUGGCUCAGCCAAAGACUGGGUGUGGGUGUGGAGAUGGUUCUGAUGUCAAGGGGAAGAGACUGCCAAAUCCAGAGCCCAUUAAAGAGCCAGAAGCAGGUGAAGGGCAACCACAGGUUUCAAUGAAGAUAAACUCGCCCCGCUUUUGUGGUGUGAAGCGUCUUGGCCUCAUCUGCCAAGGGAUGAGAGUCCACGUGGAGAAGAGCUCAUUUGUCCAAGUUAAAGCCAUUCUAGACCAGUCGACGGCCAGCUGCUUCCAGAACACGUGCAAGUCCAGCCCGGAUCAGCAGCGCCACCUCCGCUGA
Physeter macrocephalus (sperm whale) is the source of this 525-nucleotide messenger RNA. RefSeq names its product X antigen family member 2-like. The transcript has 2 exons. The record is from RefSeq and is a predicted model, not a curated record. Bases 1 to 525 code for a protein of 174 amino acids. Lineage: Eukaryota; Metazoa; Chordata; Mammalia; Artiodactyla; Physeteridae.